Ananas comosus (pineapple) is the source of this 1522-nucleotide messenger RNA. RefSeq lists its product as uncharacterized. Gene Ontology annotation, cellular component: cytoplasm; nucleus. NCBI's taxonomy places the organism in Eukaryota, Viridiplantae, Streptophyta, Magnoliopsida, Poales, Bromeliaceae. The record is from RefSeq and is a predicted model, not a curated record. Bases 57 to 449 code for a protein of 130 amino acids. The transcript is spliced from 4 exons. Gene Ontology annotation, molecular function: nicotinamide-nucleotide adenylyltransferase activity; ATP hydrolysis activity.
AGCCCAGAAAACGAUUUGAAGAGCGCGGAGAAGAGGGCUUUUUCUUUUCGCCAGGGAUGGAGGGUUGGGUUCGCGGCCUGGUGGAAGCCAUUCAUUCAAGCCCCACUCAGGCCGUCAUCGUCCUCGCCGGCGGCGCUUCCCAGGCACUGGGAUGGCUGAUGUCGGUCCCAGGCGCUUCUAAUACUAUUCUUGAAGUCGCCGUGCCCUACUCUAAGAUCUCCAUGGCCCAAUUUCUCAGCAAGAUUCCUACUCAAUUCACGAGCCAACAAACUGCAGAGGAAAUGGCGUUGGUGGCAUACAAUCGUGCUCUGAAGCUUUCUAGACCAGGUCUACCAGUUUUGGGUGUUGGAUUUACUGGGUCAUUAGCUAGCACACAUCCAAAACGUGGCGACCAUAGGUACACUUUCCCUUUCCUCUUCCAAUUGUUUUGUGAGGUGCUAUGGAUUUGACCAAGUGUAAAUUCAUCUCAAACUGGUACAUAUUUCAGUUAGAUUGUAGUCAAUUCUUUCUAAUAUGUUUCUCCAAAUUCAUACAUAAUUAUAAUUUCUUAGUUUGGCAUUUCCACUCCUAUUAUAAAUCUAACACCUCAAACAAUAGUGAAAUUACCGUGUAAUAAGGUAAGGAAACUUGUUUGUACUAUGAAUAGUGACUGUAACAUAAAGAUCUGAAAUGCCAAACUCUUUGAGAGAAGUUAAUCGAUCAGUCCACAUCACAAAAGUUAUAGGAGAAAUUCUGAGGAAAUAAGAUGAAAUACAAAAUGAGAAUUUCUGAAAGAAUGAGAUGAAAACGAUUGAUGUGAUAAUUAUACUAUGUUACUCGAUUGAUUAAAUUAUGAUAUCCUCACUGACCUACUUAUACCACAUUAUACUCCUCAAUAGACUGAUUCUGCAUAGGCUUGCCAGGUAUUGACUGAUGCAAGCAGUAUGCCAAUGCUUGUUUACCUACCCACCCUGCUGCUAGCUUGUAGGCACCUCUCUGUGCUGAUUGGUGCAAAUUUUUUAGGCACCGCUCUACAAAGCAUGCCAAAUAUAAUUAUUCUCUCAUAAAUAAUGCAUAUUGAAUUAGCUUUUUAUCAAUUAUCAUGAGAUGACAUGUUUUGAGAUAGCGCAAGGUUAGGUUCCUCCGAUUAAGGAAGGAAUAAUAUCAUUGAUUGGUGGGUGUGACAUUCUUACAUUAGGUUGGCACCCACGUGAAGGUCGUACAGGGUUUAAAGUUUUGUUGAGGGCUUUGAAGAGCAUACCGGUAAUUGGCAUAGUUUUUGGGAAGAACUUCAAAUGGUGUGCUAUAGGAUAGGUGUGUUCCAUUAGUACAGUUGAUGUGCAGCUGGACUUGAUAGAGAAAUCGGCUAAGAGGAAUACAAGUUUUAUCUUUUACUAGUAUAGUAACCCGUGCAAUGCAUCGGGUAAUUUUUUUUUUAUUUUUUUAGAAAAUAAUUUUGAUUCGAAAUGAUUUAAUAUAUGCGAAGAAAAUUGCAAGAGAAGAAAAAACUGCAUAUUAGUGCAGAACUGAUUCAAGAUUUCAA